AUGCGUCCCUCGGCCGGCCUCGUCGGCUUGGUCGUCCUCCUCGCGCCUGCCAUUCUCGCGCAAGACACCGCGCUGCCCAACCUGUCCACGCUUUCGCAGCCAAACGGACAGGGAGCAACGGAUACUGCAACAUCAGGCACAUCACAGACAGCCGCAACUACACAAGCAACCACAGGGACGGCCACGGCGACCGCCACCAACAACAGCGAUUUUCCUACCGUCACUACCGACAACGGCGUCCAUCUUUCAGGUCUACCGACGCUCGCCGGUUCUGAUCUGCCCGAUGGCACAGUCUUCAUCUGCGUCGGUGCUAUCCUCGGCUUCAUGGGUCUGAGUGUGCUCCUAUGGCGCGGGCUAGUAGCAUGGUCUCUACAUCGCUCCGUCAAGCGCGCAGCCAUGGCACAGAGCGCCGCAGACAUCAAAGCCAUGUCCGCCGUACCCGGCAAGCGUGGCAUGUACAACGUCGUCGGCGCAAACUCAACAAUGUCGCUCGACCACCUCUCCGCCGCCGCCCCGCCCGGCACAUCCAGGCCCACACGCCCCCCAGGCGCCGUCCGCUCAACCUCCUCACUCUUCUUCUCCCCCACCGCCGGCGGCGCAUCAGGUCUACAAAACCCAGGGAACCGCUCCUCCAACUACCUCCCCGCAGGCUACUACUCCACCGGCACCGCAGCACCCACAUCCUCCGUCCACGUCGGCGGCCACCCCUCGACAAACUCCCUCGCCAUCCCAGGCUCCCACGCAGGAACCUCCCCCACUAUAUCCCCCUCGCUGCCCCCAUCCCGCGGCUACGACCGCCCCCUCCACUCCCGCGACGGCCUCUCCACAUAUAACCGCAACAGCGUCGCCACCCUCGGCAACUCGCGCAGCCCCCUCUACGCAGCCGAUAACGUCAGCCAGCUCUCGCUCAAUGUACCCGGGGGUUCGACGACGGGCGGUCGCGCUCCUAGCGCUUAUUUGGAGGACCUUUUUGAAAAUCAUAAUGGCGGGAAUAAUGCGAGAGAUAGGUUUUAG
Molecule: messenger RNA, 1014 nt
Organism: Dothidotthia symphoricarpi CBS 119687
Lineage: Eukaryota; Fungi; Ascomycota; Dothideomycetes; Pleosporales; Dothidotthiaceae
Exons: 2
Coding region: 1-1014 (337 amino acids)
Cellular component (GO): fungal-type vacuole
Source: RefSeq, a predicted model, not a curated record